GGCACAGGAAGCCUGGAGCUGCUCCGUGGCCACCAGCUGAGUUCUCCACUGGAGAAGAGAAAGGAAAGCAUAGACAGACUUACAUAUUCUCGCUCUCUCGCUCUCUUGCGCACACACACACUGGCACACACAUUCUUUCUUUUUCCACCUCCACCCCCUAACACAUCUGCUGCUGCUGCUGCUGUUGCUGCUGCUGCUGUGCUGCUCUCCGGGAAGUAGGAGCGAGACAAAGUGAUUCCUGCGAAAGAGAGCAGUUCUCUAGUGGAGGAAAGGCAGACCAAGAAGCAGAGCUGCACAACUUGGGACGGAGUUUGCCUUGUAAGGAAACCAGUGCUUCAUUGCCAAGGACAGGACCUCGGAGGAGAGCAUCACUCAAGGGACGCUUCAGGGGACGUCUCCAUCCGCCUGGUUUUUGACUCCAGAGAAACUUCCAUCAUUACCUCCAAAAGCGAAGACGAUUUUUUAACCCUGGCCGCCUCCAGGCUGAGCCGCAAAAAAAGGGUCAUUGGGGCCGCCAUUGGGGUGGCCAUGGUGCUGGUACUCUUGGUGGCCAUCCCGUUGCUGGUGCACAGCUCCAAAACCACCUCCCACUAUGAGAUGUUGGGCAGCUGUCGCAUGGUCUGUGAUCCGUACUCUCCUCAGACCCACGGGGCAUCUUCAGCAGAGGCAAGCCAAGAACUGGCUCUCAUCUCACCACCGCCUUACGUGUCUGGAGGGAAAGGAGACCCAGGGAGAAAGGCCAAAUCUGGAAUCCGUGGGCCGCCAGGACCGCCAGGGCCACCUGGGCCCCGAGGUCCAGCCGGAGAGCCAGGGAAACCAGGUCCCCCGGGCCCACCGGGUCCAGGUCCUGGGGGUUACAUCCCAUCUUUCUACAGUCCUAAAAUUGCCUUUUAUGCAGGAUUGCGGAAACCACACGAAGGGUAUGAGAUCCUUCGUUUUGAUGAUGUGGUGACUAAUGUGGGAAACUACUAUGAACCAUCAAGUGGCAAGUUUACCUGCCCUCUACCUGGCAUCUACUUCUUCACCUACCAUGUGCUCAUGCGUGGUGGUGAUGGUACCAGCAUGUGGGCAGAUCUGAUGAAGAACGGGCAGGUCCGUGCCAGCGCAAUUGCGCAAGAUGCUGACCAGAACUAUGACUACGCCAGCAACAGUGUGAUCCUGCACCUGGAUGUAGGCGAUGAAGUCUUCAUCAAACUCGACGGCGGGAAGGUUCAUGGUGGAAACACCAAUAAGUACAGCACGUUCUCCGGAUUCAUCAUCUACCCAGACUGAGCUUUCCUCGCUCCAGUUUUUCCCUCCCUGUUUUCCCUCCCCAAAUCCUUUCCCUGUGAGUCAGCUUUUAUUCUUCUUGCCUUUAUCAUCUGUGUGGAUUCCCAGAGGCUCCUUCUGUAAGCUCUGGUCAAUCGAGGAUGAAUCAGAAAAACUUGGAGACGCGGUGAUUCUACCCUCCCCAUCCGGUCCCUCCCAUGGAAGGAGGGUGGGUGAUAAGGGACUUUCUCUGCAUGGGGAAAAUCAGGGAGGGGGUGGAAACAGGGUAAACUAUUAUUAUAUUAUGGUUGGUGGCCCAAUCAACCAGAGGUUUAGAUUGGAUUUGACAUUAUUAUUAUUAUUAUUAUUAUUAUUAUUAUUAUUAUUAUU
Molecule: messenger RNA, 1638 nt
Organism: Crotalus tigris (Tiger rattlesnake)
Lineage: Eukaryota; Metazoa; Chordata; Lepidosauria; Squamata; Viperidae
Gene: C1QL4
Product: complement C1q like 4
Exons: 2
Coding region: 529-1272 (247 amino acids)
Molecular function (GO): protein binding
Source: RefSeq, a predicted model, not a curated record